CUUGACGAUCCGGGUCAACGUUGAUCACCGUCCACGUCCAAUCACCAGUGUAAUACUGUGAUCCGAGGUUUGCGAACGUCUUCCGAGGAAUUCGACUGGGCGCCGAGUGGCGAGUAGCGAGCCGUUGCGGACCCUCAGCCCAUUUCUAACAUGUGAUUUCCGACCAAUACGUUAAUUGCGCAGUGACGAGGAAAUUCUCGUUUUAAACGAUUCGCCCCGAGGACCGGGCUAGUUUAGACUAGGCGUUUUUCUUUUGUUCUGGAGUUUCGAGCCGAUCUGGAAAUGACGGAGGAAAGCGAAAAGACGAGCGAGAGCGAAAGCGAGUCGGACACCAUCGCCCAGACACUCGCUUCCUACAAUAAACUCGCUUUGGACGAGACGAAACACACGACUUUAGUCAAGGAUAAAACAAUGGUACAGUUCCUAGCUUACUGUUUGGAUUCUAACGAUAACAAUGCUCUAGAGUUAUCUCUUCGAACCCUAGAUCUCCUUGCCCAGAAUCCAAAAAACAGGCAAGAAAUGAGUUCUACAUUUGGAGUUCUUGAAGCUCUUAAAGCCACCUACGAAAGGGACAUACCAGAGGAUCUAAGAAAACUUGCAAAGAAUGUGAAAACGAUUUUGGAAACACCAGUGACCCAAGAUUCAUUUAACCAGCCUGCUAGGCCUUCGCUGUUGGGAGACCAUAAUUAUAGUAAAAAGUUUUCAUCCAUUGUCUUCUCAUUCCAUGUCUUCGGUCUUAAUAAUGACUCUAGGGAUAACCUUGAAAGCGCAUUAGUGAGAGUCAGAGGUGUGAUCUCGGUUGUUGUGUAUCCGGAUCAUCAGCGUUGUAUAGUCAGAGUUAUUGAAAGAAUAACUGCUGAAAUGUUAGCAGAAGCUAUUUUGGACAAAGCAGGAUUGAUAGCUCACCUCGUCGUGAAAAAUAAAAAUAAUCAAGAGGUCUUAAAAGAUAUUCUUGGCAAGAAAAAGAUUCAAACGUUAAAUUUGGGCGGAAGGGGUGAUUUGAGCCCGAUAGCCGAAUAUAUCGAAGAUGCCGAAGAAAAAAACCUAUCGGACGAUGAGUUACCUCCUUACCUGCCUGAGGAAGAAUCUCCGGUCAAAGAGAAGGCGCUGCACCCGUUCGACCGGUUUAGAACAAGCGCUGCCAGUUGGGUCAAAACGGCCACAUCGUUAUUCCAGAAUUCGUUUUACUGGUGAAUUUACAAAAUAAAGAAAAACCAAUUUGUAUAAAUUCAACUGGCUGUGAUCUUUGCUAGUGAACAUCAUUAGUGAAUAACAUCUGACUGCGCAUUGUCAUAGAAUCGUCCAAAUUUCUCGUCGAUUUUUUAAGUAAAGUAAAGAAAUUUUUUUUCACAAAUUUGCGCCAUGUAGAAUAAAGCUUUACAUGUUUUGAAUUCAGCUUAUAGAAAAUAAU
Molecule: messenger RNA, 1411 nt
Organism: Cimex lectularius (bed bug)
Lineage: Eukaryota; Metazoa; Arthropoda; Insecta; Hemiptera; Cimicidae
Product: armadillo repeat-containing protein 1-like
Exons: 5
Coding region: 283-1194 (303 amino acids)
Source: RefSeq, a predicted model, not a curated record